This is a messenger RNA of Rhagoletis pomonella (apple maggot), 1860 nucleotides long. RefSeq lists its product as uncharacterized. Bases 1 to 1860 code for a protein of 619 amino acids. The transcript has 3 exons. NCBI's taxonomy places the organism in Eukaryota, Metazoa, Arthropoda, Insecta, Diptera, Tephritidae. The record is from RefSeq and is a predicted model, not a curated record.
AUGGCAGAGCUCGGCCUCGAACAGACAGGAACAGUCGAAGAGCCGCGAAGACGUUUCUCUUCAUUUAUACAAGAAGAAAGUAACAACGAAGACUACCAAACGCGGUUCGAAGAGCUAGAAGCGAAACACUCGAAGCCUGCGCUGAAUGUUACCGCAGCAACACCAAGUGGAAGCCAGGGAGCCAGUGUAAUGCAGUCACCAAUGCCCGUUGACGCGUUUGAGACACCACAGCCAUUCGCAACGUAUCCUACGACAUCGCUGGCAACAAUCAUGGACCGAGUCCGUAAGUGGGGUUUCAAAUACGACGGCGGCCGAGACCCGCUCAGCUUGAUCGAACGUGUAGAAGAAUUGGCGGAAGUAUACGAGGUGAAUCGUGACUUGUUACCGCGAGCGAUGCCAGAACUACUUAAGGAGAAGGCGUUGACAUGGUUCCGCAGUAAUAACCGGGAUUGGCGACAAUGGGAGGACUUCAAGAGAGACUUUCUAAGGUUCUUCUUAAACUCUCGCUACCACGAAACCUUAGACGAUGAGAUCCGUCGUAGCGUCCAACAACAGAACGAGAAGUUUAAAGACUAUGUGUUGGCCCUUCAGAGUCUGAUGCGACACGCGAACUACACCUCAGAGCAGAAGCUGACGCGUAUCUACAGAAACUCCAGAAGCGAGUUCCAAUGGUACGUCAAACGAUCCGAGUUCACCACCCUAGAAGAGCUACGUGCGUUAGACCAAGUUAUCGGUCCAGAACUAGAGCCGUAUGCUUUUGCCUACCUGGAUGACAUUAUUGUCAUCAGCGCAACCCUGCAAGAGCACGUCCAACAUCUUUCGGAGGUCUUCCGACGGCUUAGGCAGGCGAAUCUUAGGAUCAACUCAGAAAAAUGCGAGUUUUUCAAGAAGCAGUUGAAGUAUCUGGGUCACGUCGUCAUCGAGAAGGGCAUUCACACCGAUCCUGAGAACGUCGCGGCUAUCAAAGAGCUGACACCACCGACAAAUAUAAGGGAGCUACGCAGGUUCCUACGGAUAAAUUCAUGGUACCGAAGAUUUGUCCCCGACUUUUCCAAAGUGGCGCAUGCGCUGACGUCCAUGCUAAAGACGGGCCACAAGUGGAAAUGGAACGACGAGCAACAGACAGCGUUCGAGGCGCUGAAGAACGCGUUAACCGAGGCACCAGUGUUGGCUUUCCCCGACUUUACGCAGAAGUUCACUCUGCAAAUAGACGCGAGCGACUACAGGCUGGGAGCUGUUCUCACCCAAGAGAUUGAAGGAACAGAACGCGUAAUCGCAUAUGCGAGUCGCCGGCUUAACAAGGCCGAACUUAAUUAUUCACCAACGGAGAAAGAGUGCCUGGCCAUAGUGUGGGCGAUCAGAAAAAUGAGACCCUACCUAGAAGGAUAUACGUUUACCGUCACCACCGACCACUUAGCGCUUAAAUGGCUGAGUAAGAUAGAGAGUCCAUCCGGUCGGAUUGCAAGGUGGGCGCUGGAACUGCAGCAGUACUCCUUCGAUGUGCAGUAUCGCAAGGGUAAGCUGAAUGUGGUAGCAGACGCGCUGUCAAGACAGCCCCAGGAAACAUUGCUUGGUUCGAUGACGGCGGGAGGAGUAGCGGUAGAGUACAAGUGGCUGAAAGACAAGAUGGCGGAGGUGGAGAAGUCUCCACAGAAGUUUCCUGACUUUGUCAUCGAAAAUGACAGUAUCCAUGUACGCGGAGCACCCACAUUGGAGUGUGGAAAUUUGCAGAAGGAACAUCACUUGAAAACGGAAACUUCAUCACAUAACCUCAACGAGCACGUGCAAAUUGCAAUUAACCAUAGCAUUGUAACUUAUAGCAACAGGUACGAGCGCCAUCGGUAUGCACAAUUAUAUUGA